Cyprinus carpio (common carp) is the source of this 3418-nucleotide messenger RNA. RefSeq names its product gastrula zinc finger protein XlCGF8.2DB-like. Gene Ontology annotation, cellular component: nucleus. NCBI's taxonomy places the organism in Eukaryota, Metazoa, Chordata, Actinopteri, Cypriniformes, Cyprinidae. The record is from RefSeq and is a predicted model, not a curated record. The transcript is spliced from 3 exons. Gene Ontology annotation, molecular function: RNA polymerase II cis-regulatory region sequence-specific DNA binding; DNA-binding transcription factor activity, RNA polymerase II-specific. The coding region runs from base 1835 to 2404 and encodes 189 amino acids. Gene Ontology annotation, biological process: regulation of transcription by RNA polymerase II.
AUUUCGAUUCUCUGUAUGUAUGUACUGUACAUGUGGAAGAAUUGACAAUAAAGCAGACUUGACUUGACUUGACUUGACUAUCACUUUUAUGAUGAUGACAUUCAACUAUACUCCAUUUGUACACCUGCUCUACCUGCCCAAAUUGACAAAAUCUCUGCUUGUGUGAAAGAGAUAAAAGAUUGGCUUAAUUUAAAUUUUCUGGAACAGAAACAUGGACAAAACUGAGAUCAUUUUUAUUGGAACUCCCACAGUCACCAGCAACAUUUCUACCAAUUUCACCUGUGAGAUUGCUGGCUCUCUCAUCAAAUCAUCUAGUACUGUUAAAAAUGUAGGUGUAAAUUUCGACUCCACACUCUUCUUUCAGUCUCACAUUAACUCUAUCACUAAAUCUGCAUUCUUUCAUUUAUGUCGCAUUGACAAACUCUGUCCCUUCAUCAGUACCAAAGAUGCUGAAACUGUCAUCACGCUUUGAUUACUGUAAUGCUCUCUUCAUUGGUUUACAAUACAUUCAAAACUCUGCUGCUAGAAUACUCACCCAUGCCAAAUGUUCUGCUCAUAUAACCCCAAUUUUGUAUGAUCUCCACUGGCUCCCAGUUGCCUACCAUAUUAAAUUCAAAAUUCUCCUGCUCGCUUUUAAAUCCUUGCAUGGCUUAGCUCCCCCUUAUCCUUGUAAUAUGCUUGUCCCCUACACCCGACUCGCUCACUACGUUCCUCUGACUCUGGCCUUCUCGUUGUCCCUCGUUGUCUCUUAAGUUCUGCUUUGUAUUUGUAUUUUUUUUAAUGCUUGACUCUUUGUCUGUAUGCUGCCCUGUCCAUAUAAUGUUCCUUUACUGUAUCUUUAAUUAUUGUUUUCCAUCAAUGCUUACUCAUAUUAUCUCUUCUUUUGUUAAAUGUACAUUGUAAAGUGUCCUUGAGCACUGGAAAGAAGCUAUAUAAAUAAAACUUAUUAUUAUUAUUAUUAUAGAUGUUUUUCUAAGAACUUGUUCAUGUCUAUUAGAUGCAUGAAAAAAGAAAUACCAGGUUCUCAUUACUUCUCUUUCUUUGCACUGAGCAAUUUAUUUACACAAGGCUGUUUACAUUUUCGCAGAACAGGGCAGCUCACUUCUUCUGAAUAUGAAAAUGUACAUUUAUUAUUACAUUUGUUUGCCUCUCUGUGCCGACAUACUGUGUUCUGAUAGAGCUGUGUUUCUGUUGCCAGACAACAAAAUUAAUAUGAAAUAGUGACUGAAAUGCAACCCAUUAAGACUACAUAACCAGCUCUCCCUUCCUAGAUGUUAAAUAGCCAAAAAAUCCUCAUUUAUAAUCGAGUCGUCAUCUGAUAGAAUCAAAUAGACGACACAUGAGACAAUACAACAGCUGUGAUGUGAUUUUGGGUAUACUUGCAUGUAAAAUUAGAGAAGCAACAUUAUAUCUGUUUAACUGAAAGCGCUGCUUCUCUCUGCCGCUCACUGAACAAUGCAGAUGCACAGAGAGCUCUUUCUCUAGAGAAAGAGGUGUGUGUGCACUGGGACAGCAAGACUUUGCGCAGCAGUACCACCGAGUCUCAGAAACUAAAUAAGGUUUGAGAAAACCCUAAAGAUUUGUUGCUUGGCGUUUAACAAAAAAAAAAAAUGUUGCUAAAAGAGUUGCUAAAUCUAGUGACACAACACUGUGCAUUUCCAUUUCUCCAACUACGGUUAGGCCAUGGAUCAAAACAGAAAAUACCUGUUGCGUCAAUCACACGUUAAUAAAAAAUUAGUGCCGUUAAAAUGAAUUUGCGUUAAUUUUGACAGCCCUAAUUUAGAUGCUCACAGAAAUCUGUUGUCAAUGUCGAGGCACAUUGUUGUCACAAUAGAUGCCUCCAGAUUGGGCUGGCAUGCUGUAUGUAACGGCCACACAGCCUAUGGCUGCAAUGGCAUAUCAGUUGCCUCAAGUUGCUAGUGAUACUGCUUGCCUUAGGCCGGGUUCACACCGCAAUCUGCAGCAGAGCGGAAGCAGCGCGUUAACAGCAGGUAGGCAGAGCGGAAGCAGCACGCGGCUAUUUUGCUUUCACACCGGCAGCGGAGGCAACGUGCAACUGAAAAGCGGAUUUUGGACAGAGUACUCUAUAAUGGUACGUGUUUUUGAUAGAAGGAAGGCCAUCGCACUAUAUUUGUUAUUAAGGAGACUACGAAAAAGACGCAGACUUUGGGUUCAUCCCAUUAACCGACGUAGGAGAGAACAUGGUGCAUAUUACCAUCUUGUCGCUGAACUGCGUCUUGACCGUGACCGGCAUCUAAAGUACUUCAGGAUGAGUGCAGAACAAAUGGAUCACAUUCUUUCCCUGAUUGAAGGCCACCUUUCAAGGCAAACAACAAACUACAGGCAGUCCAUUGAACCUAAGCAGCGACUUGCAGUUAUACUGAGGUGGGUGUGGGGUGAAUAGGCUGAAAUCCAGAUGAUUGUGGGUGCUGGCGACCUCUGGUAUGAUACACUGUGUGGGUUGCUGUUGCUUGUUGCCUCUGACCAUCAUCUUCUAACUCCAGGUCAGCCAGGUAGGUCAUUAUCUGUAUCUGUGCCCUGGUACGGUUUCUGGGAAGCAGCCGGUUCAGUUUUGGAACUAAACUGAGGGCAAAAUAAUACAUUUCGUCCUCCUGUCUGGGAACAUUUGGUGGUGCAGGAGUAGUGGGUUGUGUUAUUAUGUCCAAUAACUGUUGCUCAGUUGUAGUUGGGGAAACUGUUCUUCUCCGUUUCUGUUUGUGUUGUUGACUGUCAGUCACCAGUGCUUGAACCCUGGGAUGUAUAGUGGGGGUAGGGGUGUCAGGUCUCGGAGCUGUUAUUUGUGGUGUGCAGGUGCUUGGCAGUGGUAUGGGGGUAGCUGAUCUUUCACCUGCCAGUAAUGGUGUUGCAGGCCUCUGUAUGGCCGGAAGGGGAUUGAAAGUUGUAGUGAGUUCAGACAACUCUGGCUCCACAUCCUCAUUAGCCACAGUCAUGUCCAGAGGUUCCGGCUCACUCUGCAAAGUGUGUCUGGAACUACAAAUUAAUAAAUAUAUUAUAUUAAUAUAUUGGCACCAACUCGUAUGUAUUUUUUUUAGAUUACACACAAAUAAUAAUGUACUCAUUCUCACUGAAACAAUAUUUUGUAAUAACUGUCCAUAAGAGAAAAUAAAAAAAUAAAUAGAGUAAGAUAUGAGAUCAACAAGUGACAUACUAACCUUCUAGGCUGCAUGUAUGGCAACAGAAAUGACAUUACUUUAUCGUACUUCCAUUCCCUGAUUAUGCCACCUGCAGAACCACUGGGCAAUUUUUUUUGCUUCUUGUUUCUGUUAAAAGCAUCUCUCAACAACUUCCAUCUUCGCUUACAGUCGUUCACUGUAAAACACAUAAAUGUGUAUUAAUAUGAGAAUUUAGACAUGUAUAUACACUGCAUAUGUUAUACAGGGGGAAAAAAAAGACUUAU